AUGUCUACUCCAUACAUGAAGCUGCUGCUUUACUUCUUCAUUGCUUUGACGGUUUUUGUCAUCCCAUCCCUCUCCCAUGAUCAACCCAAAAACCUAAGUUCAAUGGAUGAAAAUAAUAACGAUCAUCAUCAAUGUGCCGGCUGUAAGCAGCAAACACCACAGCCUCCUAAAUCUGAACCACCCCAAAAAGGUGAGCGUCCACCGCCGUCUAAAGGCAAGCCGUGUCCUCCACCAUCGCAGCCACCCCAAAAGGGUGAGCGUCCACGGCCGUCUAAAGGCAAGCCGUGUCAUCCACCAUCGCAGCCACCCCAAAAGGGUGAGCGUCCACGGCCGUCUAAAGGCAAGCCGUGUCAUCCACCAUCGCAGCCACCCCAAAAGGGUGAGCGUCCACGGCCGUCUAAAGGCAAGCCGUGUCCUUCACCCUCACAGCCACCCCAAAAGGGUGAACGUCCACCGCCAUCUAAAGGCCAGCAGCCUUCGCCACCAUCACAGCCACCCCAAAAAGGCCAGCGUCCACCGCCAUCUACAGGCAAGCCGUGUCCUCCACCAUCACAGCCACCCCAAAAGGGAGAGGGUCCACCGCCAUCUAAAGGCCAGCAGCGUCCGCCACCAUCACAACCUCCUAAAUCUGAGCCACCUCAAAAGGGUGAGCGUCCACCACCAUCUAAAGGCAAGCCGUGUCCACCACCCAGAGGUGAACAGCCUUCACAGCCUAAACCCAAUCCACCACCUUCAAAAGGAGAGCCUGUUUCACCUCCAAAAGGCCAAAAGCCAUGUCCACCACCAUCUCAUCAAGGUCAGGCUCACCCGCCACCUAAAGGGGACCCUCCAAUAACUUUGUAG
Messenger RNA from Jatropha curcas, 843 nucleotides. NCBI's taxonomy places the organism in Eukaryota, Viridiplantae, Streptophyta, Magnoliopsida, Malpighiales, Euphorbiaceae. The record is from RefSeq and is a predicted model, not a curated record.